Molecule: messenger RNA, 2272 nt
Organism: Brachypodium distachyon (stiff brome)
Lineage: Eukaryota; Viridiplantae; Streptophyta; Magnoliopsida; Poales; Poaceae
Product: transcription termination factor MTERF9, chloroplastic
Exons: 6
Coding region: 78-1580 (500 amino acids)
Biological process (GO): regulation of DNA-templated transcription
Molecular function (GO): double-stranded DNA binding
Source: RefSeq, a predicted model, not a curated record
CCCCAACCGAAUCAAUCCAUCCCCCACCGCCGCAGAUAAAAAUCCAAAAAUCAUCCAAGGCCGCCGUACGCUCGCUCAUGGCGCUGCAGCAGCUGCCGCUGCAUCGGCCGCAGCCGCCGCUCGCCGCGCUCGGCCGCUCCGUUCGCCCGUGCUUCCUCUUCCCGCCCGCAGCCGCCCGCUGCGCGGCCGCCGGGGUCGCCUUCUCGCUCCAGACCAACGUGCGCCUCCUCAAGCCUAACCGCCGCUCCCGGCGGUCCCGCUACCCGUACUACGACCUCGACGACGAGGAUGACGAGGAAGAGGAGGACGACGAGGGCGACGAGAGCGAGGAUGAUCCAUCAGGUUUGGAGUAUCCUGGUGUACUUUAUACAAACAACCCUCGUGCUCCGAGCAAGAGAGCAGGACGACAAACGUCACUGCUAAAAGAAAAUUGGGAAGGAAGACAGCCUAAAACUCAUGACAAACAUGGUAGUCCAGAAAAUUCCAGUUCCCUGCAGCCCAGGAGUAAAGUAGGCAGAAAAUCACUAGAUCCUACAGGCCUGAACAGCAAACUAGAGUUGAACAACGAAAGCAUCUCUCGGAGUUUGUUCCAGAAACUGCAAGAAGAAUAUGACUUUGAUGAUAAAUGGCUACCACUUAUUGAUUACCUGUGCUCAUUUGGACUGAGAGAAUCCCAUUUUACUUACAUCUAUGAGAGACACAUGGCCUGCUUUCAAAUCAAUCGGGCUUCUGCAGAAGAAAGGUUGGAGUUCCUGCUAAGCACUGGUGUUAAAAGCAAGGAUCUGAAGAGGAUGCUGGUUAGACAGCCACAGAUUUUGGAAUACACUCUGAGCAAUCUGAAGUCUCACGUUGCUUUUCUGGCUGGGAUUGGUGUUCCAAAUGCACGAGUGGGGCAAAUUAUUUCUUCUGCUCCUUCAUUUUUGUCAUACAGUAUUGAGCAGUCCCUGAAGCCAACCAUAAGUUAUUUGAUUGAGGAAGUGGGUAUCGAGGAGAGUGAUGUGGGCAAAGUAGUGCAGCUAAGCCCCCAGAUUCUGGUGCAGCGAAUUGAUAAUGCGUGGAAAUCUCGAUUUCUUUUUCUCACAAAAGAACUAGGGGCUCCCAAAGAUAGCAUCGUUAAGAUGGUCACAAAGCAUCCACAACUGCUUCAUUACAGCAUUGAGGAUGGAAUCUUGCCUCGGAUCAAUUUCCUUAGAAGCAUUGGCAUGAGAAACUCUGAUAUUCUCAAAAUAUUGACAAGUCUUACACAGGUGUUAUCUUUGUCGUUGGAGGAAAAUCUCAAACCAAAGUAUCUUUACUUGGUCAAUGACCUGAAGAAUGAGGCUCAAUCCUUAACAAAGUACCCCAUGUACUUGAGCUUGUCUCUUGAGCAAAGAAUUCGUCCGCGCCACCGUUUUCUUGUUUCGUUGAAGAAAGCUCCAAAGGGUCCAUUUCCUCUUAGCUCCUUUGUGCCUACGGAUGAGCGUUUUUGCCAGCGGUGGGCCGGGACUACCUUAGAGAAGUACGAUACAUUCAGACAGAGGUUAUUGCUGACAGGUUUUGCAGAGAAGACUGGAAGGAAAUCGUUAGCAUCACGACGGUAGAUGCUCGAGUAACUUGACCUUCUUUGAGUGGGUCUUUUGCUUUCUGAGCCUAUCCUCCUUGCUAUUGGAAAGUUCCAAAGGGUCCAUUCCCUCUUAAGCUCCUUCUGCGUACAGUUGAAUGUUUUUGCCAGCAAUAAGCUGAGACUAACUUAGAUAAGUAAUAUACCUUUAGACAGAGCAAGCUGCUGAUAGGUUUUGUUGAGAAGUCUGGAAGGAAAUGAUUAUCACCAAGACUGUUGAUAAUUGAUCUUCAGUUAGUGGAUUACGUUUUUGAUUUGAGACUGCUCUCCUCACUGAAAUGGUCUAGGUUGCUGGCCAAUGAUAGGCGGGUUUAUAAUGCAGAUAUAUCAACUACCGCUUAAACGGGUCUGUAUAGCAUCUUGUAAAUAGACGGUCCAUCUAGGAGAACAGCAUCCAGCCGAAAUUUCUGAUGGAACAUUUUGUUAACUACUUCCUGGAGUAGCUACCUACCAAAUGGCUAUUAGCUGACUGUUAACCGCAACGUUUGAGCCGCAUAUUAUGUCGGGUGGAACUGCAGCUUAGCCAUCUUAGAGCUAUAGUUGGUAGCUUUCUGUGUCAACGUGUGCUUGUAAUGUCCUGUUGUUUCCAGGGUUGUAAUAAUGAUAGAAAUUCUGAUGCUAGUCCUGUUUAUCAGGGAUAUGGCGGAAAUAGUUGUGCCUCUUUCGUUCGUC